Beta vulgaris subsp. vulgaris (sugar beet) is the source of this 1012-nucleotide messenger RNA. RefSeq names its product calcium-binding allergen Ole e 8. The transcript has a single exon. The record is from RefSeq and is a predicted model, not a curated record. The coding region runs from base 143 to 661 and encodes 172 amino acids. NCBI's taxonomy places the organism in Eukaryota, Viridiplantae, Streptophyta, Magnoliopsida, Caryophyllales, Amaranthaceae. Gene Ontology annotation, molecular function: calcium ion binding.
AAACUCGUGCUUCCCAUCUACGCAGGUUCUUUCCUCUCUCUCCUAACAUUUAACUUUAUAUAUACUACUUUCCUUUCCAAUCUUCAAUCUCCUUCAAAUCUAAUUUCCAGAAAACCUCAAAUUCAAACUCAAGCAUUCAACAAUGGCGGCCUCAACUGAAAACAACAGCAAUUCCUCCUCAUCUCACUCUCUCUCCUCAGUUUACCUCUCCGACAUGGCGGAAGUUAAGAAAGUCUUCGAUCGAUUCGACACUAACGGCGACGGAAAAAUCUCCGCCACCGAACUCAAGAACGUAAUGAAAGCGCUUGGAUCGGAAACUUCGCCGGAAGAAGUGAAACAAAUGAUGGAGGAAAUGGACAUUGAUAAAGAUAGCUACAUUAGUCUCGAAGAAUUCGCCGAGUUUUGCUCGAAGAAAGUUGAAGGAGAUGAGAAUGGAUCGCAAGAGCUUCAUGAUGCUUUUGAGAUGUAUGAUCAGGAUAAAAAUGGCUUGAUUUCUGCUACUGAGUUGCACCUCGUUCUGAGUCAACUCGGUGAGCAUUGUACGGUUGUGGAUUGUGAGAAGAUGAUUCAGUCUGUUGAUGCGGAUGGUGAUGGAAAUGUUAGCUUUGAUGAGUUUCGUAAGAUGAUGACUAGAGGAAAAUCGUCGUCGUCGCAAAAUUAGGUUAUUCUUUUCUCGGAAUUUCGCUGACUUUUACUUUGAAUUGUUAGCGUAAAAAGCCCUAAUUUGUCUAGUUUCGUUGCUUUUCGUUUUCUUUUGCGCUUUCGAAGAAUGUCUGUAAUCUUACUCCAGUAUAAAGGCACGCAUGUGGAAAAUUGAUCACAAUUUCACAUGGAUUAUUCUGAAUUUAAGCAGUUUAGUCGAUCUAUAAUAGAAGUACUAUUUUUCUCAGGUCAAAUAAUUGUUGUAAUUAGGAGUAUUUGCAAUACCAUAGAAAUCUGAUCUUUGAACCUGCUGUCGAAUCAUCUUUAUUCUAUAAUCGAAGAAAAGUAACGAAGUACUGUUUCGUUUUAA